AUGAACCACCCACGUCCAGAUCCCAAGGCCUUGAAGAGCAUUCCUCCACAGGUACUGGCGACAUUACCAGCUGGAGCACCGCCGCCGGGCGUCAUACCAAACUAUGAAAAUCCUACAACUCAAGUCCCAGUCAUCAUAGGAGUUGGGUCGGCAUUUCUCGUCCUAGCUUGUUUCUGCUUCUUCAUUCGUAUCUACACAAGACUCGCCAUAUCAAAGACAUGGAAAUGGGAUGAUCUGACGAUAACUUUGGGAUUUCUAUUCAGUCUUGUGUAUUUUGGAGCAGCUGUCAAUGGGUGCGUCAAUGGUAUCGCGGGCAGGCAUCAGUGGGAUGUCCAUCUUGACGGGCUCAUCGGAAAUGCCAACCUAUACCAAAGCUACCUCACCGUCAUCAUGGCGACACCGGCAUUAGGACUCAUCAAACUUAGCCUCUUCAUCCAGUAUUUUCUGCUAUUCAAAGUUAGGCGAUAUGUGAGGAUUAGUGUGUACGUCGGAGCCACGCUAUCAGGCCUUUUUUACGUGUCGACUUCGAUCACCUCGUUUGUGAUGAGCAGCCCGUGGCCCGGAGAGUCCAUCCUCGACUGUAUCCUGUCAUGGCACUAUCUGAAAUUUGCCGAUUUCUCCAUCCCUACCGGUAUAAUCGCAAAGAAACUCGGUAUCAUACUCGUGUUCAUGACUGGUGGCCUUGCUGUGGCCGCAUCAGCCGUGAAUCUCUACUACCGCACCCUGCUGCAAAAUGAUAUCACUGAUGCAUCUUGGAAAGUCGGAUACGUCUUGCUCUGGUCAAUGAUUGAGAUGUUUGCUGGAAUCACUGCUUCCAGUAUGCCUGCUGUCCGACAGUUCUUUUCUUCUCGCACUGGCAUCCUCUCCAAGAACUCAAGACCAUCUUUCACUCCCACCAUUUCAAGCAUCCACGGCCGAUUCAAGCGAUCUGGCCACGAGGAGCUCCUCAACAGGAAAGAUAUGGCUUUCAAACAAUGGGGCUAUCCGAUGAAGAGUGACGAGGAGAACAGCUUAACCAGGUCUGAAGAAGCCCGACAGAGCUUCAAGAUGAACAAUGGAUUUCCCCAGGCUCCGGCUCCAACAACAUGGAAGCCAGAACAGAACAAAAAAGCUUCUACCAAGAUGGACGGGAGAGCAGAGAAUAGUUACGGGUCUAUAGCCCCUCCGCAACCUCCUCCGGAGCCCAUCGAACGGCCACCCACUCCUCCUCCACCUCCGCCUGCUGACCAUGCCUUGCCUCCUCCGCCGCCGCCAGAAGUUCCGGCUCCUCCUCCGCCCCCAGAGUCCCUCGCACCGCCGCCUCCGCCCCCUCCAGAGCCAAAGAAAAAGAAAGGAUGGGGUGCGCAGAAAGCUACGACCCCUCUGAGUGUUGAGGAAUUGCUUCGGAAGAAAAAAGAAGCAGACGAGGCUGCUUCGAAGCCUAAAUUCCUUAGUAAAGCGCAAAGAGAGAAGAUUGCGUUGGAGAAACGAAUGAAAGAAGUCGAAAGUAGUCGUCGCGCAAAACUAUCCAUAAAUGGCAAUUCAAAACCAGAGUCGAGGACUCCAAACCAAGAAUCAAAUGGAUACUCUUCAUCUUCUACUCCCAGGCCUAGUGAAGCUGCUAGGGGCGGCAGCUCAAGGCAAAUUCCUACAGGACCUCGCGCGUUGAGACAACACGAAGCACCUACCGGACCAGCGUCCAUGCGAUCGUCAAAUCAACAAAAAGGGAACGAUACAACACAAAGCUCUGCCGCAUCCAAUUUAGCGAACAAGGGCGAGAAGCGAGCUCUACCAGAAGAAGCUCAGGCGCAAUUGAUCAGACAAAGGUAUAUGGGUGCAGACCAGAGAUCCAGCUUCUCAGCGAAGAAAAAGCGACGGCGGACCACGGAGAGGAAGUUUAAUUUUGAAUGGAAUGCAGAAGAGGAUACUAGUCCGGACUACAACCCACUAUAUCAAAAUCGCUCAGAGGCGAACUUUUUUGGCCGUGGUCGAUUAGCCGGCUUUGCCGAUGAAGUUGCGGACGACACCGUGAAAAGAUAUGCAAAGGCAUUGGAAGAUAGAGAUUCUGAGGCUGGUAGCGUUCGAGCAAGAGAGAUAUUGGAGAUGGAAAGACGACGGAAGGAAGAGAGCGGGAGGAAUGCCAUUGAUGCUCACUGGAGUGAGAAGAAAUUGGAACACAUGCGAGAACGAGAUUGGCGAAUUUUCAAGGAAGAUUUCAACAUAAGCACAAAAGGCGGCAGCAUGCCAAACCCCAUGCGUGCAUGGUCUGAAUCAAAUCUUCCCAAGCGUCUACUUGAUAUCAUUGACUCAGUUGGAUAUAAAGAUCCCUCACCCAUCCAACGAGUCGCUAUACCAAUUGCACUACAGAAUCGAGAUCUCAUCGGUGUUGCCGUCACCGGUUCCGGUAAAACUGCAGCAUUCCUCCUACCACUCCUUGUCUAUAUUUCUGCUCUCCCUCGACUAGACGAGUUUGAAUGGCGACGAAAUGACGGGCCCUACGCCAUCAUCCUAGCGCCAACCCGUGAACUUGCGCAGCAAAUCGAAAUCGAAGCAAUGAAAUUUGCAGCGCCACUCAAUUUUAACGUCGUCAGUAUCGUUGGUGGUCACUCGCUUGAAGAACAGGCAUACAACCUACGUAACGGAGCUGAAAUCAUUAUUGCCACUCCGGGUCGACUGGUCGACUGUAUUGAGAGGCGAAUGCUUGUCCUCAGUCAAUGCUGCUAUGUCAUCAUGGACGAAGCAGAUAGGAUGAUAGAUCUAGGGUUCGAAGAGCCUGUCAACAAAAUCCUUGAUGCUCUCCCAAUGACAAACGAGAAGCCGGAUACUGAAGAGGCAGAGAACGCACAAGCAAUGAGCCAACAUAUUAGCGGCAAGGACCGAUACAGACAGACAAUGAUGUACACAGCCACUAUGCCUUCAGCCGUUGAAAGGAUAGCGAGAAAGUACCUGCGGCGCCCUGCAAUUGUUACCAUAGGUAAUAUCGGCGAAGCAGUUGAUACCGUAGAGCAAUGCGUCGAGUUCGUCUCAGGAGAAGAUAAACGUAAGAAACGGCUUGCCGAAAUUCUUACGUCCCGCGACUAUCGUCCACCAAUCAUCGUAUUUGUCAAUAUCAAGCGAAACUGUGAUGCUGUUGCAAGGGAUAUUAAACACAUGGGCUUCUCGGCGGUCACAUUGCAUGGUUCUAAGACUCAGGAACAAAGAGAAGCAGCCCUUGCAUCUGUCCGUAACGGGUCGACGGAUGUGUUGGUUGCCACAGAUCUUGCUGGUCGUGGUAUCGAUGUACCCGACGUUAGUUUGGUGGUUAACUUCAAUAUGGCGACCAAUAUUGAGAGUUAUACCCAUCGUGUUGGAAGAACUGGUCGUGCCGGGAAGAGUGGUGUUGCUAUUACCUUCCUGGGCAGCGAGGAUAACGACGUUCUAUACGACCUUAAGCAAAUGUUGAUGAAAUCCUCUAUAUCUCGAGUACCAGAGGAGUUACGCAAACACGAAGCCGCCCAGUCCAAGCCAGUCAGGGGAAUGGGCGCAGCUGGUCAGAAAAAGAUCGAAGAAAGUACUGGGUUUGCAGGCAAGGGCGGCGGCAAUGGAUGGUAA
Molecule: messenger RNA, 3570 nt
Organism: Arthroderma uncinatum
Lineage: Eukaryota; Fungi; Ascomycota; Eurotiomycetes; Onygenales; Arthrodermataceae
Product: pre-mRNA-splicing ATP-dependent RNA helicase PRP28
Exons: 11
Coding region: 1-3570 (1189 amino acids)
Biological process (GO): mRNA splicing, via spliceosome
Cellular component (GO): catalytic step 2 spliceosome
Molecular function (GO): RNA binding; RNA helicase activity; ATP binding
Source: RefSeq, a predicted model, not a curated record